Molecule: messenger RNA, 1820 nt
Organism: Tarenaya hassleriana
Lineage: Eukaryota; Viridiplantae; Streptophyta; Magnoliopsida; Brassicales; Cleomaceae
Product: probable mannan synthase 3
Exons: 10
Coding region: 93-1733 (546 amino acids)
Cellular component (GO): Golgi apparatus
Molecular function (GO): mannan synthase activity
Source: RefSeq, a predicted model, not a curated record
AGCUUACUAGGUCUUGAUACAAUGCAGAACUCAAGUUCCCUGAUCUCUGCGAAGAACAAUGUCGCCGGUUUUGAAGCUCUCUCUCUUCCUUUAUGAAUCUUUCCAAGUCUUCUUCUGGUCCAAAAGCCGAAGGAAUGGAAUCAAUCGAGUUGUCAUCCACAACAACAUUAUCUGACGGGUCCAUGAGAAUUGGCGACAUGGGAGAGAUAGGACACAUUUGGAAGCAGACAAGGAUCAUUGUCUUGAUACCCGUUUUGAAGUUUUUCAUCACAUUAUGUCUGCUCAUGUCCUUGAUGGUGUUCGUAGAAAGAGUUUACAUGAGCGUAGUUGUAGUCAUUGUCAAGUUACUCAGACGAAAACCGGAAACGGUACACAAAUGGGAAGCAUUGAAGGAUGAUAUUGAGCUUGGCCACGCCACAUAUCCUAUGGUUCUUAUCCAAAUUCCAAUGUACAAUGAAAAAGAGGUGUGUCAACUAUCGAUAGGCGCAGCUUGCACGCUCUCGUGGCCGUUGGAUCGUAUGAUAGUUCAAGUGCUUGAUGAUUCUACAGAUCAAGACAGUAAGGAUCUAGUAAACAUAGAGGUCGCAAAAUGGGCGAACAAAGGUAUAAACAUAAUGUCCGAAAUUAGGGACAACAGAAAUGGAUACAAAGCAGGAGCUUUGAAAGCAGGGAUGAAGCAUAGCUAUGUCAAGAAAUGCGAAUACGUGGUGAUUUUCGAUGCCGAUUUCCAGCCAGAUCCCGAUUUCCUCACUCGAACAAUCCCUUUCCUUGUCCACAACCCCGAAAUCGCUCUCGUGCAGACUCGGUGGAAGUUCGUCAAUGCCAACGAGUGUUUGAUGACAAGAAUGCAAGAGAUGUCCCUCAACUACCAUUUCUUGGCAGAGCAAGAAUCUGGUUCUUCAACUCAUGCCUUCUUCGGAUUCAACGGGACUGCGGGUGUGUGGAGAAUUUCUGCGUUGAAUGAAGCUGGAGGAUGGAAGGACCGGACAACUGUGGAGGACAUGGAUUUGGCGGUUAGGGCCUGUCUCAACGGUUGGAAGUUUGUGUAUGUUCAUGACAUUGAGGUGAAAAAUGAGUUGCCAAGCACCUUCAAAGCUUACCGGUUUCAGCAACACCGUUGGUCUUGUGGUCCGGCAAACCUCUUUAAAAAGAUGACGGUGGAAAUCAUCGAGAACAAGAGAGUUUCGUUAUGGAAGAAGUUGUAUUUGAUAUAUAGCUUCUUCUUCGUAAGGAAGAUAGUAGUACACAUCUUCACAUUUGUGUUCUACUGUCUCAUUUUGCCAACCAGUGUUUUCUUCUCCGAGAUCGAAAUCCCGAAAUGGGCCUCGGUUUAUAUCCCGACUACAAUCACUCUCCUUAACGCAGUCGCUACGCCGAGAUCGCUGCAUCUUCUGGUGUUUUGGAUCUUAUUCGAGAAUGUCAUGUCUAUGCAUCGGACCAAGGCGACCUUAAUCGGCCUACUUGAUGCCGGGCGGGUUAACGAAUGGGUCGUGACAGAAAAACUCGGAGAUACUCUUAAGAUGAAGUUAAUCUCCAAAGUCCCGACGAAGCGUAGAAGUGAAUUCGGCGAAAGAAUCCAUUGGCGAGAGCUCGUUGCGGGUUUGUACAUCUUUCUCUGCGGAUGCUACGAUUUCGCAUUCGGGAAGACGUUUUUCUAUGUGUACCUUUUCUUGCAGUCCGUCGCCUUCUUUGUUGCUGGAUUCGGUUAUGUUGGCACAUUUGUUCCUGGUUAGGAAAAAUUUUGGUUAUGUGAUUGUUGUCACCUUAAAUCUUGUGGACAAAGCUCGUAGGAACAAAAUUAAUUUAUCUUUUUUCAAUCA